GCGCGCGUCCAAGUCCACUUACUUUUCGGGAGCUUGGUGCCUGGCAAACUAAACUCCAGAGGGGGAAAGUGGGGAUUUGAAUGUCGGUGGGAUUCACCGCUCGUCCUCCACCUCUCCGUAGACGCCGACAGAGUCCAUCGCUGCGACGGUCAGGGACCGCGGUCGGUGUCCAGCCAGCGAAGCGGGAGCCAUGCCUGUCCCCGCUGUGUACCUCAGCGAGUCCCCCGCCGCGGCCUUUGCAUCCCCGGCCUCGCUUAUCCCGCCGCCGCCGAUAAACACACAGCAGCCCGGCGUCGUCACGUCGCUGCUGUACAGCGGCUCCAGGUUCAGCGGGCACCAGAAGAGCAAAGGGAACUCGUACGAUGUGGAGGUCGUGUUGCAGCAUGUCACCAUGGAGGAUUCAUACCUGUGUGGCUACCUGAAGAUAAAAGGUCUAACAGAGGAAUACCCAACUCUGACUACAUUUUUCGCCGGAGAGAUCAUCAGCCGGAAGCGGCCUUUUCUCACCCGGAAAUGGGACGCAGAUGAAGAUGUGGAUCGUAAACACUGGGGCAAGUUCCAGGCCUUCUACCAGUACGCCAAGACGUUCAACUCGGACGAUUUCGACUACGAGGAUCUAAAGAAUUCAGACUAUAUUUUCAUGAGGUGGAAGGAGCAGUUUCUAGUUCCCGACCACACAAUCAAAGACAUAAGCGGCGCUUCCUUCGCUGGAUUCUACUACAUCUGCUUCCAGAAAUCCACGGCAACCAUCGAGGGCUACUACUACCACCGGAGCUCUGAAUGGUAUCAGUCUCUAAACCUCACCCAUGUCCCUGAACACAGCGCAGCCAUCUACGAGUUCCGGUGACCCCGGUCAGAACCAAGGAAUCCUCUUUUCUUCCUUUUUCGUUUUUUCUUUUCAUUCUUUUUUGGACGGACAAAGACUUCUGAGACUUCUGAGUUCUGCGGACGCUGCCGAGGAGGAAAAACAAGAAGAAGAAGAACUUCAGCAUUAGACUGAGAGGCAAAGUCGUCGCGUGGCCUCUGUGGUUUUUGAGCGGAACCGUGGACGAGUGAAUGUACAAUGAUUGGACGAGACGGGAAGAAAGAAAGGGAAAAAAAAGAGGUCGGGUUCUGCUCCCUGGCUGGAGUUUGAAGAGUCAGAUUCUGGGUCACACUCACCGUGGACCUGAUUCUUUUGUUUUGUUGUUGUUUUGUUUUAAACGCCUGGUUUUUAAAGAGACGCUUUGCUCAGAGACACUUUAUAACCCGACCCCAGCCAACGAGGACGGAGCCGUGCGACAAGGACUCCUCUGAGGAGUCUGCUUUUGUGAACACCGUCUCGGAUUGGAACUCAAAUCUGCCCAGAAUAAGCUAGAAUAACAGUAUUUUUAUUAAAAACAAGAGAAAAAGCUAAGCUGGUUCUUUGUUCGAUGGACGCAGAGUGGCAGACACAAAACAAACGCUUUACUCCCUUGUGUUCAUAAAGCUUGCUCUGGAGAUUAUCAUUAUUAUUAUUAUUAUUAUUAUUAUUACUACGUAAACAUGUGAUUGCCGUGGAGCUUGACCCGUUUGAUCACAUUUGCACAAAGAUGGACUUUUAAAAGAUGUUAUCGAUGCUUGCAGUCUGGAUUGUUUUUACACUCACUACUGGCCCCAGUGCACAAGGUUUCCCGGGCGGCAGAGCAAGCGUUUUUUUUGUCUGGUUUUGGAGCCAAAACAAUCACAUAAAAGUGUUUAAAAAAAAAAAAAAAAGUAUUUUCACGCUU
Molecule: messenger RNA, 1748 nt
Organism: Solea senegalensis (Senegalese sole)
Lineage: Eukaryota; Metazoa; Chordata; Actinopteri; Pleuronectiformes; Soleidae
Product: glucose-induced degradation protein 4 homolog
Exons: 6
Coding region: 191-847 (218 amino acids)
Biological process (GO): proteasome-mediated ubiquitin-dependent protein catabolic process; negative regulation of gluconeogenesis; protein targeting to vacuole
Cellular component (GO): GID complex; extrinsic component of membrane
Source: RefSeq, a predicted model, not a curated record